Bursaphelenchus xylophilus (pine wood nematode) is the source of this 2210-nucleotide messenger RNA. The record is from the annotation of a GenBank genome assembly. Lineage: Eukaryota; Metazoa; Nematoda; Chromadorea; Rhabditida; Aphelenchoididae.
AUGGCCUCAAAACGCCAUAGGGUGGAGGAUGACAACGAGGAUAUCGCUUACCUGAAUCUGAGUCUGAUACAGUGAGUGAGAAAAGAGUUGACGUUGUUUUAGACGUUUAGUGUCUUCCUGGUCAACUACUCGAUAUUUUUUGGGUUUACUUUACUCGCGAUUGGCAUACCAGUGCCGGAAGAGAGGAAUCCAUUUGAGAAAUUCGAACCAAAGAGACUGUUUUAUCAGUACGGAAAAGAACAUGCAUUUUGUUAUGUAUGUUAGGCGUAAUAUUUGAAUCAGACCGUCGGGAAAAUAAUGAGCAUUCUUUUGUAUCGCAAAACAUCGGAAAACCACACAGAACAUUUUUUUUUGUGUCAAAGUUUCAACCGAUGGGCGAAGCGUCGAAACGAGCCGGGAAAACACUUCGGAUGGGUUUUACUAUAUAUAGUAUAUCAGUCCGUCGGGAAAAUAAUGAGCAUUCAGUCGCAUCGAAAAUCGCAUCACCGCCGAGAAAAACUAAUUGUCUUCGGCGUCGCGACAAAAUAAACUUCUUUCACUUCAGCGACCCGAUUGACGCACCGACAUUGCGCUCAUUCUUUUCCCGACAGAUUGAUAUUUAGUCUUUUCAUAAAAUUCAUGGACCUUUUUUCGAACCCCGGACAUGCACCGUGCAUUCCACCUUCAUUUUUUUUUAUUCUCGCCAGGGAUGCUUUUUCUGACUGCAGCUGGAAUUUAGUGCGCGGCCGUGACGAGGCGAGACAUUUUGCUGCGAUAAAUCCACAUUAUUUUCCCGACAAACUGUUUAGACGCCCCUUAGGACGUCACUGAACGCAGUGUAAUAGCCUGUCGGGAAAAUAAUGAGCACAAUGUCGCUGCUCCGAUCGCGUUGCUGAAGCGAGAAGACAUUUGACUUUGCCGCUACACAAUUCAUUUGUGAUGCGACCUUCGAUGCGACAGAGUGCUCAUUAUUUUUCCGACAGAUUAACAUACACGCAGACGUCGCUUACUGUUCAUUUAGAAUACGGACGCCCAUAUUCCAUCGGAAUACAUUUCCAUCUUUCGACGGGCCGUUCUUUACGUCUGGAACAACGUCUCGUUCCGCUUGGCAUGCUGUCUAAGUAUGCCGUACCGGAUGGCCAUCAAUCUUAUUAUUUUGUGAGUACUAACAUGUAAAUUUUUAAAGGUGUUUUCCUUUCCUUAGCCAUGACCUGCAACUUAAUCUGCGGCCCGAAAACCUCAGCUAUCGCAUCCUGAAUUUGCUGGCGUUGUUGCUUUCUACUGUCGAUGUAAUGGCAUUGACGUUGGUUGCAAUCAUUCAUAUCAUCUUGGAUAUGCCCAGUAAGUCUGCGAAGUCGUGGCGUUAUGAUUUUGUGGACGCCAGACCACUUUACUAUAUAGCUAUCAGUCUGUCGGGAAGAUAAUGAGCACUCUGUCGCGACGAAAAUCGCAUCCCCGUCGAGAAAAUGAAUUGUGUCAUGGUAACACCUAUUAUUUCACUUCAACGGCGCGAUAUCGAGCUCAUUAUUUGUCUGUCGAGAAAAUAAUGUGGAUUUGUCGCGGCCUGAAAUCGCUCAUCAUGACUUUGCGGCGGCUAGCGGAGCUGGCGAUUUGGCGCGCGUCUGCGACAAAGCGAGAUACUUUGCUGCGACAACUCCACAUUAUUUUCCCGACAGGCAGAUAAAACGCCUCUUAGAUCGUCAUAGAAUUGUUGUAAUGGUCUCUAGGGAAAAUGAGAGCACUCUGUCCAAUAUUUUCCCGACAAACUGAUAUUUUUUAUCAUCACUCACGUUGACACUCACAUGAAAAAGAUCCUUUCAGAAGCUUACGAAGUCGCAUUCACCACGUGGAUCAUAACUGCUGCGGCAGCGAUCGCACUGAACGGUCUCUUGGGAACCUUUAGGACCAUUGAAAAUCACUGCGACCGAAUAAUAUUUUACCUCAAAGCAAUUUCUACUAUCUUUUUUCUGUGGCAGGCCCCAUUUCUCUACAAUUUUCACGCAGCUUUUAUGCGAUUUCCUUCAUGUCAUUCGUUUGUGAGCUUUGAUGCCGCCUUCGCCGAAUAUGCAGUUCUCGGGGCGUAUUUCACUAGCGAGUUGAUCAAAGUCUAUGAGAUGAAGGACAAUCGGAUGAUGAUGUAUCCAAGAACAAGCUCCGGAGAGUGCUGUCCGUUAGAGCCGAAGAACUUUGAAGGCGGGAAAUUUAGUGGAAUCGACAAUGACUCUUGUUGA